Molecule: messenger RNA, 1004 nt
Organism: Benincasa hispida (wax gourd)
Lineage: Eukaryota; Viridiplantae; Streptophyta; Magnoliopsida; Cucurbitales; Cucurbitaceae
Product: peptide methionine sulfoxide reductase B5-like
Biological process (GO): response to oxidative stress; protein repair
Molecular function (GO): peptide-methionine (R)-S-oxide reductase activity
Source: RefSeq, a predicted model, not a curated record
CACACUAUGAAGUCCAAACAAUCAGAUCCCUCAUAAUCUUCUUCUUCUCUCUCCAAAAUAAUCAUCCAUCUCUCUGAUGGGCUUUUCCAUUCUCCGAACUUCCCCUCUCUCUUCCUCCCGAGCUUUUCUCUGUAUCCCAACACCCUUCUCCUCUCUUCCCAUCCUUCCUCUUCCUCUCCACUCUUCGCCCCAUUCAUUGCUCUUCAAAACCCAUUUCGGAUCAUCUUCUUCCUCGCCGAAUUUCACUUCUUUCGCCAUUUCUGCCACUCCAUUCCGUGGGGCUUUUGCUCUUAGACCUCGUGGCUUCCGCCGGGGCCGCGUUUUGGCCAUGUCUUCGCCUAAUUCAGUCCAGAAAUCCGAGGAGGAGUGGCGAGCUAUCCUCUCGCCGGAGCAGUUUCGAAUUCUCCGGCUAAAAGGAACAGAGUAUCCAGGAACUGGCAUAUAUGACAAGUUCUAUGAAGAGGGAGUUUAUCACUGUGCAGGAUGCGGGGCACCCCUUUAUAGGUCAAACACGAAAUUCAAAUCUGGUUGCGGUUGGCCAGCAUUCUUCGACGGUAUUCCUGGAGCCAUUAAACGCACUCCUGACCCUGACGGAAUGAGGACUGAAAUCACAUGUGCUGCUUGUGGCGGUCAUCUGGGUCAUGUUUUCAAAGGAGAAGGCUUUCCAACACCCACAAAUGAGCGCCACUGUGUCAAUAGUAUUUCACUCAAGUUUUCUCCUUCUCCAUAAUUUCUUCUCUCAAAUCUGUCUUUUAAUUUUUCUUUAAUCUUGUGAUUAUAUUUAUAACCUUACUCAAUAAGAUAUUUACUAUUUUAAAGGGAAGAAAAGGAGAUUUUCUUCUUCUUCCCUUCUAUAUACAUUUUGCUUGUGUAAAGUAAAUUUCUUCUGUCUCGAUCUCGAUACGCUUUCAAGCAUACAUGUUGAACAGCUACAAUCUCGUUGAAUUUGUUAGCUUUUUGUGGCCUCUUGGGUUUGUAAAGAUGGCAUGCUUCAUAUCUUGCAA